Messenger RNA from Exophiala spinifera, 420 nucleotides. RefSeq lists its product as uncharacterized. Gene Ontology annotation, cellular component: cytoplasm; nucleus. The record is from RefSeq and is a predicted model, not a curated record. NCBI's taxonomy places the organism in Eukaryota, Fungi, Ascomycota, Eurotiomycetes, Chaetothyriales, Herpotrichiellaceae. The transcript is spliced from 3 exons. Gene Ontology annotation, molecular function: histidine phosphotransfer kinase activity; protein histidine kinase binding. Gene Ontology annotation, biological process: phosphorelay signal transduction system; phosphorylation. The coding region runs from base 1 to 420 and encodes 139 amino acids.
AUGUCUGAAGAGGGAGAUUUCGAUUUCGGCGAUGCCGUUGACAAGGCCACCUUCGAGCAGAUUCUCGAUAUGGACGAAGAAGAUGAACGUGAUUUCAGCAGGUCAAUAGUCUUUGGGUUUUUGGAACAAGCGGACACGACAUUUAAGAAAAUGGACGAUGCGAUGGAGGAGAAGAACCUACCAGAACUCUCUAGCCUCGGCCAUUUCCUCAAAGGAUCAUCUGCUACACUAGGCUUCACCAAAGUCAAAGACGAAUGCGAGAAGAUUCAACAUUAUGGUCACAAGAAGAAUGAGACUGGUGAGGUUGACGAACCUGACGAGGCCAAGUGUUUGAGAAUGAUCGGUGAAAGUCUUGAAGAGGCCAAGAAAGCGUACAAGGUGGUGGAAGGGCUCAUGAAACGAUUCUACGCAGAGUCUUGA